AUGAAUCAUCUCUGUACCAGGCUAGGAAUCCGGUGUUGUUCCAACAUUCCAGUACAUCCAAAGCCUGGAGAACAUUCUGUGGGAAACACAAGCCCAGAUCUGCCACAACUGAAGCUGAAACGCAGACUUUAUUUCACCGUGAGCGGAGACUUGGGUGAGGAAGACCGGAGACAGAGGCAGCCACAAGAACCGAAUGUAUUGGUGUCUACGGGGUACAGAGUCAAGUCUUUUCUCCACAGGAUGGCUGGGUUACAGCCCACGCUGGAGACAUUGAAUUUUCAGAACCGUGCUCUCAGGUGUUUGCCGGUGGAUGAGAGUGAGGAGAAGACUCAGAGACAGGUGCCAGGUGCUUGCUUCUCGCGAGUCAACCCUACCCCUGUUGUGAACCCAGGUUUAGUGUGUGCCUCUCUACCAGCCUUGAGCCUCCUGGACAUCACAGAAGACCAGGUGAAGAGGCCGGAGUUUGUGGAGUAUUUCAGCGGCAACAAGAUUCUUCCUGGGUCCGAACCUGCUGCCCACUGCUACUGUGGUCAUCAGUUUGGCUAUUUCUCAGGGCAGCUUGGAGAUGGGGCUGCAAUGUACCUUGGGGAGAUUGUCAACAGGUCAGGGGAGAGAUGGGAGAUACAGUUGAAGGGAGCGGGACUGACUCCCUACUCGAGGACAGCUGAUGGGAGGAAGGUGUUGAGGAGUUCUGUCAGAGAGUUUCUCUGUAGUGAGGCCAUGUACCACCUCGGUAUCCCCACCACACGGGCCGGCACCUGCAUCACAUCUGACUCCAAGGUCAUCCGUGAUAUUUUCUAUGAUGGGCACCCAGUUCAGGAGAGGUGCACGAUAGUUCUGAGGAUUGCUCCAACAUUUCUCAGAUUUGGCUCUUUUGAAAUAUUCAAACCUACUGACCCAGAAACAGGCAGGGCUGGCCCCAGCGUGGGACGUACAGACAUCUUGACUGCCAUGUUGGACUACACAGUUGAGAAUUUCUACCCCCAGAUCUGGAUGGAGCACAAGAGCAACAAGGAUGUCAUGUAUGUUGAGUUUUACAAGGAGGUGGUGAGGAGAACCGCCAGACUUGUGGCGGAGUGGCAGUGUGUGGGCUGGUGUCACGGGGUACUCAACACAGACAACAUGAGCAUAGCUGGGGUCACCAUUGACUACGGCCCAUUUGGGUUCAUGGAUAAGUUUGAUCCAGACUUUAUCUGCAAUGGGUCAGAUGAUGGGGGUCGUUACACUUACCAGAAACAGCCAGAAAUGUGCAAGUGGAACUGCCUGAAACUGGCCGAGGCCAUCAAAGACGUGGUCCCUCUCUCCGUGACCCAACCACAGCUGGAUCUGUUUGAUGAGGAGUUUGGCAAACAUUACAAGAUGAAAAUGAGGCAGAAGUUUGGGCUGCAGAAGGAACUCGCUGACGAUGGAAGUCUUGUUGAGGGCUUCCUGAACACACUGCAAGAGACUGGUGCAGAUUUCACCAACUGUUUCCGACAACUCAGCAAGCUACCUCUUCCUAGCACUGACAACUUUACAGAGGAAAGGUUGAAAGUUCUCACUUAUCUGCAGUCUCAGAGCUCUUCUGUGGAAGAGUUAGUGAAGGCCAAUCAACCUCGCAUGGAUAGAAGGCAACUGGCAAUGUUUAUGAUGGUGGCACAGACAAACCCCAGCCUUCUGUCUGCUCUUGGUCGCAGCAGUCAGCUUUUGGAGAGAGAGAUUGAGAGGAUGGCAAAACUUCAGGAUCUUGAGACAGCAAACCACGAAGAGAUUGAUGGAAACAAUAGGAAGAAGUGGACUGCAUGGCUGCACAAGUAUGAGGACAGGUUGAAGAAGGAGGAAGAGGGAGUGCACAAUGUGGAGGAGCUUGCUGAGCAAAGAGUCAGAACUAUGAACUCAGUCAAUCCCAGGUUUAUACUGAGAAACUACAUUGCUCAAAAUGCAAUAGCUACAGCAGAAAGUGGAGAUUACAGUGAAGUGGAGCGAGUUCUCAAACUGUUACAGUCUCCAUACAGUGAAGGUUGUGAUCUGGAGGCAUUUGAGUCUCUGUCGUUUGUAAAUAGCUCGGCAGACACUCCAGCAUCAGACAAGCAAGCAGACACUGGAACAUCCUGCCACGUUGGUCGUUUGAACUAUGAGGGGAGACCACCCAGCUGGGCAGCAGACCUCCGAGUUACCUGA
This is a messenger RNA of Candidula unifasciata, 2160 nucleotides long. NCBI's taxonomy places the organism in Eukaryota, Metazoa, Mollusca, Gastropoda, Stylommatophora, Geomitridae. The record is from the annotation of a GenBank genome assembly.